AUGUUUAAGAGAGACGGAAGUUCGGACACCUACUUUGGUGUUGUCAUCGUUGGAAAUAGGGCAGACAUAAAGCGCAUUGGUCAGGCACCAUUCCAGAACAAUCAGCAGCUGAAUAUUACAGUUCGUGCCACAGAUCGGAAUGGUAAUACAACCCAGGUCACAUUCGCAACUGUUCAGAUCUUGGUCGGUCCACGGGCUCCACAGUUCAAACUUGAACAAUUCACAUACAGGUUCCAGGAGGAUAAUGCUGUCAACCAAAGGAUAACAACGGACCUGAACCGCAUCAAGGUGAGAAGCUUCCAGAAUAAUGCAGUGAUAUUCUCCAUCCUGGACGGCAACAGUCAAGUAAGCAAUUUGUUUGAAGCGCGCCUGGCUGCCCAGACAUCUGGUGACGUUAAGGAGUGCGACCUGUACGUGCUGAGGUCCAUGGACCAUGAAGUGGACCCCAAGGACUUCAACCUGAGCAUCAAGGUGACCGAGGCUUCCACAGGGCUGUCCAGUACUGUCCCGAUGGUUGUUCAAUUGACAGACAAAAAUGAGUUUAAUCCAAGGUUCAGCAUUUCUACGUACAAAAAAGAGACUGUGAGCGAAAACAUAGCUGUUGGUGCAGUUCUUCUUCAAGUUACGGCUACUGACCAGGACCUUAAUUCCAAAAUUUCCUUUAGUGUAAACAACGACCACUUCAGAGUCCAAGCAGUUGAUCCAAAUAGGAUGGAAAAUCCAUACACUGCAGACAUCAUUGUCAAUAAAGCCUUAGAUUAUGACAGCUUGCAAGUCAAACUAUAUGACUUCACUGUUACCGCCACUGAUAAUGGCGAUAUUCAGCGCACUGGAGACGCCACUGUGAGAAUUUUCCUUACUAAUGUCAAUGAUGAGAAGCCAGUGUUUACAGAAAACAUGACAGCCGAUGUCAGAUACAAUGCACCUGUAGGAACUGAAAUCUAUCAGGCAAAGGCCACAGAUGCAGAUGGUGAUGGUGUCAAAUAUAGAUUUGUUUCAAACAACCCAAAGUUUCAAAUUGAUCAGAAUUCAGGACGUGUGGUGCUUCAACAGAAAAUUGUUGACAGUCAAGCCCAGAUCAGUGACUUUGAGUACAGGCUGGGUAUUAUUGCCACUGAUGAUGGUGCUUGUUGUGGCAAUACUCAGACCAAGUCUAGCACCAGCACUUUGACUGUCAAUAUUCUCACUGACAAUACCGUUAGGCCAAGCUUUGAUAAUUGUCAAUUGCUGAAUCCAAAAGUUAAGGAAGAAGUGACAGGAGCAACUGUUAUUCAGGUUACUGCUACAGACACAGAUUAUGGCAAGAAUGGAAAGGUUACAUACUCAAUUCGUGAGCAGAAUGUGCCAUUUGUUAUCAAUUCUACCUCUGGAGUGAUCACCACCAGUGCAAAAAUUGACAGAGACAAAUUGACAGGCUCAAAAAUUUCAAUCAACGUGAUUGGUGAGGAUGGUGGUGGUCUGCAAGGAACUUGUCUUCUUUUGAUCCAAAUAGAGGACAUCAACGACAAUGCUCCAGUGUUUGGACCAUUGAAUGCCUUCAAAGUCCUGAAAACCGCAAGUGUUGGAACUAUUGUGGACACUGUAGAGGCAACUGAUGCAGACAUCAGUUCGAAUGGGCAGAUUGUGUAUUCCUUGGUAUAUAAUCCUGGGAACUACUUUAUAAUCGAUGACAACGGGAAGUACACUGGGACAAUAAGAGUGAACCAAACACUGCCUCAAAAUUUAAAUGUGCUGACAAUUAGAGUGCAAGCAGCAGAUCAAGGCACCCCUCCACUGUUCAGUAAUGUGACAAUCAAUGUCAGCAUAGUAGAGGAAGCAAACGCUUUGCCUCCAGUAUGGUUAGGAUCGGAAGAAAGUUAUAUUGUCACAGUUGCUGAAAAUGUUAGCAUUGCUAAUGCUUUGCUCACUUUUACGGCACAGUCAAGAAACGCAUCAUUGCCAACCCUUAGCUUUGGACUUCUGGACAAUUUUGGCGGUCUUUUUACCGCUUCAUCAAAUGCAGCAAGUGGUCUCAAUCAAACUGGAGCCCUGCGACUCUUGACAAACUUGGAUUAUGAAAAAGCAACAGUGUAUUCUGUUACUUUGCUAGCCACGGAUAUAAAAAAUCAACGAUCCUCAAAAAAGUGUACAAUUAACGUGAAAGAUGUCAAUGAUGUCACGCCUACUUUCCUCGGUAUUGAUGAGGAGUCAAAUUUCUUGGAACUGAAGCUACUAGAAGGUGACUACACUACCACACCAGGCGCUGGACAGAUUGUCGACACAAUUCGAGCCACAGAUGGUGAUGGGACCUCUCCAAACAACUUGAUUGUCAAAUACGAAAUUUUCUCGGACACCAGUGGAAAGUUCACGAUCAAUUCUCUGUCAGGUGUUUUAUCUACAAAAGCAGUGUUUGACCGUGAACUAGGGAAUGUGUACUUAAUCAGUGUUAAGGCAAUUGAUGGUGCCCCAUCUGCGCUUACAAUUGACGGAAGUCCCAACACAGGACUAGUAACAGUUAAAAUAACCAUACAGGACGUGAAUGACAAUGUCCCAACUUUUGAGAAGACCAUGUAUAACUUUGAUGUUGCUGAAGACACCAUUAUUGGUAAAUCAGUGGCAAGGGUCACUGCCACAGACCGAGAUUCAGAUGCUGUGCUAUCCUAUUCUAUUCGCUCUGGUAGCUCCAAUGUACCGUUUGCUAUUGUUGCACAAACUGGGGACAUUUAUGUGGCCGGAGAAAUAGACUUUGAUCAGGGACAAAGGGUUUACACCAUGAAUGUUCAAGUGUCGGACUCCAUAUUCACCAGUUCGACCAAUGUGACCAUCAACAUUCUGGACUCCAAUGACAACCCACCUGUUGUCCAGGACUACUCUUAUACCAACAUCACUGAAAACGAUAACUCUGUGGUUGGAAAGCUUGUAACUAUCAAAGUUACAGACAAAGACAACAACGGGGUAAACACAUUUUUCUACAGUCUUCGUUUCUCAGACAGUCUAAGUCAAAAUUUCUUUGCCAUCAGUUCAAAUGGAGAUUUAAGGAUUAUAAAGGCAUUGGACAGAGAUUUCCCAGAUGGGCUUGCUGAAUUCAAGUUCACAGUUGAGGUGCGUGAUGCUCCGUUAGAUAAGAAACCCCUCUAUGGGUACGGUGAGGUCACUUUUCGACCCAUUGAUGUCAAUGACAAAGCUCCUGAAUUCCCAACAGAAGCAAUGCAAAUGACUGUAAGAGAGGAACAGCCACCACCUGUGGUUCUUGGAAAGGUUGGGGUCGUGGACUACGAUGACCCACUUCUGGACAAUAGCAAGUUUGACCUGGCGAUUAUAAGUCAAUCACCAGAGCCAACUCAGGUGCACUUUAGUCUGUCCGGAACAUCUAUUCGAACAAAUAGCAUCCUGGACAGGGAGAGAGUUAAUAAGUACUUCCUCACGAUGAAGGCUGUUGAUAGAGGAACUCCCAAACAAACUGGUUCCGGAACGUUGACUAUUACUGUUGAAGACGUUAAUGACAAUGCACCAAAAUUUAAUCAGACUUACAAGUUUGUCCUGUCAGAGCACCAAACGGAAGGUGAGGUUGGUAGAAUCCAAGCCUUUGAUGCUGACAUUGGUGUAAACGCCGAGCUGACAUUUUCUCUUGAUGACGCCUCAAUAACAUACUUCAAAAUGAACCAGGAUCGGGAAACAAACCAAGGAGUCCUCACAAUAUUUAAGGCUGUCGACUAUGAUAACCAAGUCAAUCUACAAAGAAAUUUUACCCUUACUGCCGUUGUUGUUGAUACGGAUCCCAAUCACAAAGAUCAGACCCGCAUUCAAAUACUUGUAAUUGAUUACAACGACGAGAUCCCGACAUUUAAUGAAGAUCAAAAGUCGGUGACUGUUGCUGAAAAUGUUGCAGUAGGAAAAUCUAUUGCCCGAUUUAAUGCUUUUGAUAGGGAUGUGAAUCCAGAAUACGAGAAGUUUCAAUACUACAUUGCACAUGAUAGAGACAGGACCAAACGGUUUAGAAUCAACCAGAAUGGAGAGGUGUUUAUUGAGAAUCCUUUAGACUAUGAAACAACUUCAAUUCACGUUCUGCAUAUACUUGCUAUUGACAACGUAAAUGUGUCGGUGACUGACAUUAACGACAACUUCCCAGACUUUAAACAGAAAGACCUGACUGGGAACCUGAUGGAGCACCAGCAGUACAACGACGAAGAGAUACUAACUAUCACUGCAACAGAUGCCGACGGCCCAGGCAAUGGGGGCCCCUACCAGUUUGACCUCGACUGUAGCUACGAAGGUGGCUCUCCCCAGUGCAACUGCCAACUUUCGGGCAGUGGCUGCCCCAGCAGCAAUACCAACAACUUCAGUUUAACUAAGGAUAUGGCUGGUGAUAGCAACCGUGGUACUGCUAAGUUGAAGGUCACAGGAGAGUUCGACGGUGGCUUCGAGCGAGUGGUUAAGUUACCUAUCUGGAUGUGCGAUCUGCAAGGAUUGAACCGUUCAGACCAGCAGUGUGGCCACCGAUUCCUAAAUAUUAAAAUCAACGGCAAGGAUAAUAACACGCAACUUGACGGUAAACAGUCCAUUACAAUUAAUUAUUACAUGAAGUAG
Messenger RNA from Dreissena polymorpha, 4566 nucleotides. Its product is annotated as neural-cadherin-like. The record is from RefSeq and is a predicted model, not a curated record. Gene Ontology annotation, cellular component: plasma membrane; catenin complex. Gene Ontology annotation, biological process: homophilic cell-cell adhesion. Bases 1 to 4566 code for a protein of 1521 amino acids. Lineage: Eukaryota; Metazoa; Mollusca; Bivalvia; Myida; Dreissenidae. Gene Ontology annotation, molecular function: cadherin binding; calcium ion binding. The transcript has 22 exons.